UAGCCUACUCUUUUUACAUUACACAUUGAAAGUCAGUGACAUCUUCAAACUUGUGAAUAUCUAUAUAUCCAUCAAGAUCUAAAGUAAAUAUAACAAGAUUUAUUUCUCAUUUUCAUGCAGAUAUUGAAAGCAACCUCUCAAGAGUUCUAAAGUUAAUUAAGAGUGAAGACGAAAGAAAAAAAAAAGACAACUCAAGGAAAAAGACAGAACUUGUGAGACUAAUUGAGGACUUCUACAAUCAGUACCAGUCACUGUAUGCACUGUAUGGUCGUCUUACCAGAGAAUAUAUGAAAGCACCUCCUCGUAGAGUAAAGAGAGUUUCUUCCCUCUCUUCCUCCAGUUCAGAUGACACAGGAUACUUUUCUUCUGAUGACACAGAAUUUGAUCAUUCAGAUUUCAACAAAAGAUUAUCACAAAGGGAACGUUAUUCUUCAUUUGUCAAUACUCUUGAAGCUCUCAAGACUCCAAAAUCGACAGAAACAAAUGAAUUUGAAGCACAUGAGGUGAAACAGCUACGCGCAAAGAAUGCUGAACUUGAAAAAGCAGUGUCAGCGUUAAAUGAAAAACUCAAGAACAAUGAGGAACAUGCAAUGUCCAAAACUUUGGAUUUGAUGGCACGAAUUAACAAGCUCGAACAAGAAGCUAAAUCUCUUCGUAAUAACAAAGGAAAAAUUGAAGAAAGAAUGAAACGUUCUAGAAAUGAAGCAUUGAAUCAAAAGAAGGAAUUCACUGAUCAGAUUAAUGCCAUGCAACAAAGCUUCGAGUCUGUACGCAACAACAACACAGAAUUGGAAGCUCGUUUAGAAAAUGAGAGGGAAAAUGUUUCACAAUAUUUGAUUCAGAUAAAAAAUUUGGAGGAGAAUUUAGCUGAAACUGUUAGAGCUAAACAAAGUCUGCUAAAAGAGAAACAAUGUUUCAUUGAAAAGAUAAAGGAUUUGGAAUCUCGAUGCAGCAAAGAAAACGAUUUGGAAGAACAAUUAAGAAAUGCAACGUGUGAGAUAAACACGUUGCAGGAACAGAAAAUCGAGUUAGAGUUACAAAAUGAACAAAGCCAUUUGGAGGAGAAUUUAGCUGAAACUGUUGCAGCUAAACAAAGUCUGCUAAAAGAGAAACAAUGUUUCAUGGAAAGGAUAAAGGAUUUGGAAUCUCGAUGCAGCAAAGAAAACGAUUUGGAAGAACAAUUAAGUAAUGCAAUGUGUGAGAUAAACACUUUGCAGAAACAGAAAAUCGAGUUAGAGUUACAAAAUGAACAAAGCCAUUUGGAGGAGAAUUUAGCUGAAACUGUUACAGCUAAACAAAGUCUGCUAAAAGAGAAACAAUGUUUCAUUGAAAGGAUAAAGGAUUUGGAAUCUCGAUGCAGCAAAGAAAACGAUUUGGAAGAACAAUUAAGAAAUGCAAUGUGUGAGAUAAACACUUUGCAGAAACAGAAAAUCGAGUUAGAGUUACAAAAUGAAGAAAGCCAAAAGGAAUUUUCGAAGUUGAAUAAACAAUUGACGGAAAGUAAAAUGGAUGAGUUAGCAGAAGGACAUCGACAGAAAAUGGAAGAUAAUAUACAUAUAUUGCAUCGGAGGAUCCACGUAGCAGAACAACUGAAUAACGAAAACAAACACAGUUACAAAUUGACAAAGCAAAAGUAUGAGGAAGAGAACAAAAUGCUUGGUGCAAAAAUUGCUGAUUAUGAAGAUGAAAUUAAGACGCUAAAAGCGAAGGUGUGGAAAUCAGAAGCUGAUGUGAGCAAGCAUGGAGGGGAGAAAAUGAAUUUGAUGAAAACAGUGACACAGUUUGAAAGGAAAAUGGGGAAAUUGGAAAAGAAACUGAAACAGAAGGAUGAUGAACUGGCUAGCCUUGCAGAGAACAAGAAGGAAGCAAUAAGGCAGCUUUGUUUUUUGGUUGACUUUCAUCGUGAUCGUUCUUUCUAUCUAAAGGAUUUGAUAUUAAAAAUGAGGAUAAAGAACAUGAAGUGAGUUUGUUGAAAUGUACACUUUCUCACCAUAUUUGCAUGCCAA
Molecule: messenger RNA, 2006 nt
Organism: Medicago truncatula (barrel medic)
Lineage: Eukaryota; Viridiplantae; Streptophyta; Magnoliopsida; Fabales; Fabaceae
Product: COP1-interactive protein 1-like
Exons: 1
Coding region: 288-1964 (558 amino acids)
Cellular component (GO): cytoskeleton
Molecular function (GO): structural constituent of cytoskeleton
Source: RefSeq, a predicted model, not a curated record